GAUAGUGAUAAUGAGACAAAACUACCAAUACUAAUAAUAGUAGUAGUACUACAAAGUACAAGUUAUAACUACCACAGUAACAAUACUAUUUUAUGUAUAACGUUAAUGUUGGUCUGAUUGGGCUAUUGCGUUUUUUACUUUUAACAUACUCCAGACUUUUCAUAAUAUCUCAACCUGAUCUCUUAUGCUAAUCCUGUCUUUUCUUAAAUUCCUUCAGUAUUGCAACUUCUACCACCACUCCUGAAUUUGGUUACCAGAUUUCUAAACUGAAAAGCUGGAACAUUUUUCUGUCUAUGUAGAGUAACACUGUAACAGCUUUAAAACAAUUUAUAUUACAAUAACAUUUGUACUAUUUCUUAAAUAGUCAGAUGUUUAUUGCAUUUUGUUUUUAAAAUGGUGAAUACAAAGCUCAGUAUACAGUGCAACAAUGUUUCCUGGAUGUUUGAGCAUAUUCUGUCAAGAUGCAAUCAAAUUUACCAGUAUUAGAAAGGUCAGGCAGUUGUGCAGAAUUAUUCCUUACAACAGAAGUUGUUGUCCAGUGACAUAUGUCUUUUUCAACUCUGAAACAAGACAUCUCUCUUCAACUGGGUCCAGACAUCAGCAAGUUGGGGAAGAUAUUGAGCAGAGCCUAACUGCUGAAGUUUGGGAUAUUGUUGUUUCCGGUGGUGGUUUAGUGGGAAGUGCUAUGGCAUGUGUACUGGGUUAUUCUUCAGUUUUAUUAGAUAAGAAAAUAUUGAUGUUGGAGACAGGACCUCCCUUCUCACAGAAACCACUAACAGAAAAAUAUAGUAACCGUGUGUUUGCCCUCACACCGGCUACUCGGGAUUUACUAAAUAGUUUUAAAGCAUGGGAUAACAUAUGUUCAGUGAGACUGAAACCGGUGAAAAGGAUGCAGGUUUGGGAAGCAUGCUCCGAUGCCACAAUCUCUUUCCAGCAUACUGGAAUGUUGCAUGAUGUAGCAUAUAUUGUGGAGAAUGAAGUGAUUUUAGGUGGAGUGAUGGAACAGCUGGCCAAAAUAUCGGAUAGAGUGACUGUGUUAAACCAUGCAAAAGUUACAGAAUAUGUCCUUCCUAAACAAGGCGGUAUUAAUGAGUGGGUAGAGAUCAAGCUAGAAAAUGGACGGAAGCUAAAAACAAAACUUUUGAUCGGAGCUGAUGGGAUGCGAUCACUGGUAAGAAAGACCAUGAAUGUGAAUUAUACAGCUUGGAACUAUGACCAGAAGGCUAUUGUGGCAACAUUAAAGCUUUCUGAGCCAACAGAAAACAAUGUUGCAUGGCAAAGGUUCAUAAGCACAGGACCAAUUGCACUAUUACCACUCAGUGAUGACCAGUCCUCAUUGGUGUGGACAGCAACAUCAGAGCUGGCUGACCAACUGAUGGCAAUGCCAGAAGAUAACUUUGUUGAUGCUUUGAAUUCUGCUAUUUGGGAUGAAAGCAAGAAAAACCCAAUUGUUGAAAAGACUUUAGGGACACUGAAUAGCUUUCUGAACACAUUGUGGCCAGGAGAAGGAAGUGUUCGGCAACUACCUCCUAAUAUUCUGUCCAUUGAUGAAGGAAGUAGAGCAUGUUUUCCUUUAGGACUUGGCCAUGCUGCUCAUUAUGUGGCUCCAAGAGUUGCCUUGGUUGGUGAUGCAGCACACAGGAUCCACCCACUUGCAGGACAGGGUGUAAAUCUUGGCUUUGGCGAUGUUCAGGCUCUCGCUAAACUUCUAGUCAAUUCUGUAUAUGAUGGAAAUGAUAUUGGGACACUGGAACCGCUUUUGGAAUAUGAAACUGAACGACAACGUCAUAUUGUGCCAACCAUGUGUGUUAUAGAUGGACUAAACCGACUGUACAGUACAGACUUGUUACCAGUUGUUCUUCUUCGUAGCCUAGGCCUACAUCUGACAGAUACCUUUAGGCCUAUUAAGGAAAGAAUUAUAUCACAUGCAUCAUCAUGAAUGAAGUCUUCCAUAGUUUGUGUUAACAUUAACAUCUACUUUUAUUGUCCAGUAGAUGUAACAUACCUAUAUUUUUAAGUUAUGAUAUUAUAUUAUGUCUUUUUUUGAGAAACCUGAAAAUCUGAAACAUUUUUAUGAGAGUUUUGUACUUAGCUUGUUUUAAGGUGCCUUAUGCUGUACGAUGAAGUUCAUCAAACUAAGUUAAAAACGAUAGAAAUUGUUUUUUUGAAGUAAUUAGUUCAGAGAAAGUAAAUUGAUUUCUUUUAUCCUAAUGUUUUUGAAUCUAGUGUUGAGUAAAUACUGAAGUAGUUAGAUCAUAAAAAAAACUGUCAAAUAUUAAUUCAUGUACCAUAUGCUACUAGAUAACCUUGUAUGUAUUACAAAAUUAUAUCAUUACAGCUACAAGUAUUAAAAUAAUGUCCUGGAAUUUAG
Molecule: messenger RNA, 2371 nt
Organism: Limulus polyphemus (Atlantic horseshoe crab)
Lineage: Eukaryota; Metazoa; Arthropoda; Merostomata; Xiphosura; Limulidae
Gene: Coq6
Product: ubiquinone biosynthesis monooxygenase COQ6, mitochondrial-like
Exons: 13
Coding region: 428-1939 (503 amino acids)
Biological process (GO): ubiquinone biosynthetic process
Cellular component (GO): mitochondrion
Molecular function (GO): oxidoreductase activity, acting on paired donors, with incorporation or reduction of molecular oxygen, NAD(P)H as one donor, and incorporation of one atom of oxygen; 2-octaprenyl-6-methoxyphenol hydroxylase activity; FAD binding
Source: RefSeq, a predicted model, not a curated record